CGCCCGAGCCGCCUGGUGAUUGGGCAGAUAGGUGCGCGCCGUGGUGACGUUUCAACGCAGCAGAGGCGACCGGCAGACGCUUCGCGAGGCGGUCGGCUUGGAAGAGGCAGGAUGAGCAAAGCGCACCCGCCGGAGCUGAAGAAGUUUAUGGACAAGAAGCUAUCAUUAAAACUAAACGGAGGUCGGCAUGUUCAAGGGAUAUUAAGAGGUUUUGAUCCAUUCAUGAAUUUGGUGAUAGAUGAGUGUGUGGAAAUGGCACCUGGUGGACAACAGAACAACAUAGGGAUGGUGGUAAUACGAGGAAACAGCAUUAUUAUGCUGGAAGCCCUGGAACGAGUAUAAAAAAUGAAGGACUGGCUGUUACUGCAGUGUGGGCAAUUUUUAUUGUUAGUUCUACAGGAACAUUCCAUGUUUACAUUUUUUAAUAAAUUCUGAAAAGUUGGUAUGACUUGUUUCACAACUUUGAAAAAUUGGGGAAUGUAUGAAAUUGGAAAAAAAUAAAAUCCAGGUACAGGAAUGGAGAUAGGAUAAUAUUAGUGUUCCACAUAUUUCGCUUAAUAAAC
This is a messenger RNA of Pseudonaja textilis, 563 nucleotides long. It is a transcript of the gene SNRPG, whose product is annotated as small nuclear ribonucleoprotein polypeptide G. Gene Ontology annotation, molecular function: RNA binding. Lineage: Eukaryota; Metazoa; Chordata; Lepidosauria; Squamata; Elapidae. Gene Ontology annotation, cellular component: catalytic step 2 spliceosome; precatalytic spliceosome; spliceosomal tri-snRNP complex. Gene Ontology annotation, biological process: mRNA splicing, via spliceosome; spliceosomal snRNP assembly. The record is from RefSeq and is a predicted model, not a curated record.